Schistocerca cancellata (South American locust) is the source of this 3055-nucleotide messenger RNA. Its product is annotated as synaptotagmin-12-like. Gene Ontology annotation, biological process: regulation of calcium ion-dependent exocytosis; cellular response to calcium ion; regulation of dopamine secretion. Gene Ontology annotation, molecular function: clathrin binding; calcium ion binding; SNARE binding. The record is from RefSeq and is a predicted model, not a curated record. NCBI's taxonomy places the organism in Eukaryota, Metazoa, Arthropoda, Insecta, Orthoptera, Acrididae. The coding region runs from base 37 to 1506 and encodes 489 amino acids. The transcript is spliced from 11 exons.
CGCCGCCCGCUCCACGACCGCUCCGCACCUGUGGGCAUGUCGGCGCUGGCGGCGCUGGUGGUGCUGGCGCUGGUGGCGCUGGUCGUGGUGGCGGCGUGCCGCGUGCUGGGCCUGUGGACGUGGCUGGCCGCCUGGGUGGCCUCGCCCAGGGAGGAGAAGGUGGCGCUCACCCGCGUCGACGGCCACUACGACGCCAACGGCGUGCUCAGCAUUACGUCACCGAGUGUCGUCGCCUGGCAACAGCUGCGCGGUGUCGCCGUGGCGCAACAGAGAGACGGGCGAAGGCGAGCUGGCGGCGUCGAGGAGGCGGGGCGUCAUCUGGGGCGUCGAGAGUUCUCCUGGCGCGCCACUUGCCAGCCGGCCCGCCUCGCCCUGGCGCGCUUUUCGACGUCGCCAGCAAUUAACGCGCCUCCCGCCACCGGAGGAUUAAAACAGACGCUCUGCUCCCCCACAUCUGUAGACCCUGUGCUCUCUGAUUCAUUGUUCGUCAACUCCACUGCUUACGCAUCCUCCUUCCAUCCCACUCCUUCCUCGGGGGUGUGCAUCCGGAUGGUGCGCGCGGAGUCGGACACGAGCCUGGAGGUGGCGCUGCGGUUCGGGGGCGCGGCUGCGGCGGCGGCCGGCGUGUGCGACGUGCCGGCCGGGCUGCGGCGCGCCGCCUCCUGCGAGUCGGUCUGCUCGGACACGUCCGUCGUGCUGGGAGACCUCCAGGAGGCGCCCGUCGCAGGGUACCUCUGCGUCGGCCUCGAGAGCGACAGCAGUGGCGAGCUGGUGGUGACCGUGCUGGAGGCCAAGGAGCUGGCCGACAGCCCAGACUCCUACGUGCGGCUCUCGCUCUCGCCCGACAGGAACUGCGUCGUGCAGACCAGGGUGUACCGGCGCAGCAGCUGCCCGAGCUACAAGGAGAAGUUCGUGUUCUCGCUGGACCCGGCGGAGCUGUCGCGGCGCACGUUGUCGCUGCAGGUGUUCGCCACGGACAAGGAGGUGACGACGCUGUUGGGCGAGGCCGAGCUGCGCCUCUCCGACAUCAGCAUGCGGCAGCCGGUCACCACGUGGCUCACGCUCACCGACACCGGCCAGCACGGCACAGAAUGGGGUGAGGUGAUGUUCUCGCUGAGCUACCUGCCCACUGCUGAGAGACUCACUGUCGUCAUAGUGAAGGCGCGAAACCUGAGGUUCUCUACCGACCCUGUACCUGGCGACCCAUUUGUAAAGGUUUAUUUAUUGCAACAUGGGAAGAAAGUUCAUAAGAAGAAAACAACAACUAAACGUGGUGAACGUUGUCCUAUCUUUAACGAAGCAAUGAUUUUCAGUGUACCAGCUCAUGCUCUACAGACAAUACAGCUUCGGGUAACUGUUGCAGAAAAUACAGGAGAGCCACGAGCCCGUGCUGUGGGGCAUGUGAUUGUGGGUGCCCAAGCUACAGGGAAGGCACUCUCACAUUGGAGUCAAAUGUUAUCCUCUUUACGCAAGCCCAUUGCAAUGUGGCAUGUUCUACGCAAAUGACUAUUCACUGUUUAAACAAUGUAAAAUUAUUUUCUAACCAUUAUGUGUAAGUGAUUCGAUGGUACUAAUCUGGUGCUAUGCCUGCAACUUGCUAUGAUUCAGUGUCCUUCAUAUAGAGAUGACAUCAUUCUGUCAUGACUGUCAUACCAAGUUUCUUAAAAUCCUAGAUCCUUUCAUAACUACUAUCAUAACUACCUUUUAGUACAAAUUAUUGAGUGAGAUUUCAUAUGCACAUUUUUCUUUGAUCCUUUUUGUACAUAAUGAAAGACAAUUUUAUAAUAUACACUGUGACUCUUUCCUGUUAAUUUUGUUAUACAGUUAGAUCAGGAAGUAAGAAGGCAUAAUUUUUCAAAAAUAUCUUAAAUAUGUACCUGAAGAUAGAUAUUUCCAAAUGGUUUUUGUUUACCUGUGAGAAAUAAGUGGUGGAAGAAAGAAGCAGUACUUUCCUCAUAAGAAAACUCAUAUAUUUGGAUAUUAAAAUUUUUCAGUUAUUCCAUGUUCUACAGUGAUUCUGCAAAGCUGCCAACAACAAAAAAGAAAUAAACAAGAACUUUCUAAGUGAGAAUAUUAAACAGAUUCAUAGUUUAUAUUCAAGUCUUACAUAUCUAACAACAAUGAGUAAUCCCAGCUAUUGUAUAUCUAACAACGAGUAAUCCCAGCUAUUGUAUCACUGAAAUAGGGGUCUUCUGUUUUUUUCCAUGAAGCUAUUGAAAAGAUGUACAAGUAACUACAAAACAAUCACCAGAUUUAGAAAAAUUGAACAGAUUAAUGGACCAACUGAACAGAACAUUAACAUCACUUUAGAAUUCCUUCUGUCGAGUAAUAGCCAGAAUAUGUUUAUUGUAUAAUAUAAAACCUUGGAAUGUAGUCAAAUAAACUUAUGACUUAAGUGACUGUAAUUAUCUAACACUUAACAUCAUUCUGAAAAUUGAAUUGUUAUGGCAAUCAAUAUUAUAUAUGUCAUUGUUCACCGAUUAUAAUGUUGAGGUCUACAGAUGACCUUCAAAUUUCGUUGUAGAACAGAGUUUCCCACACAGCUAUACUUCUUAGUUGUUGGUUGUUGUAUAUUAUGUACAAGGAUCAUAAAAGUAUCAUCUCAUGACGUAACAAAAAACUGAUUUCAACAUUUGUUAGUCUUACCUUAAAACCAAUGUUUUGUUUUUCCCCCACCAUUUCUCUAUCCUUAGAAAUGAAGAUUUCUGCUGUGCCUGAAGAACUGCUUUUCUUUAAAUGUUGCAUGUGCAUGAAAAUCACUCAUUUUACAACAAAAAAUUAUGGUAAUUUUAUGUCUUAUUGCAUUCCUAUUAAAGUGGUAAAUAAGAGGUGUAUUUGUACAGAUUCUCAUCAUGGGGCAAAGACACAUUCCCCUCUUUGAUCUUGGAAGACACUGUAAUAUACUAUAAAAUCAACACAAGAAGAAAAAUAUUGAGUCUUCAUUGUAAUAACAAAAAUUAACAACUGUAGGAUAUCUAUAAAAACAGAAAGAAUUAUGUUACAGAUAGAUAAUGUUUUAGAACUUAAGAGCCUUUUCCAGAGCACAAAAAAUAAU